AGCACCCCCAGUGCGUUUGACGUAGCUGUCUGCUGACGUACACUUUUGUGUUUGUAUGCAGCUGCGAGCAGGCAGGAAGAUCGACUGCAGCGCUAUCCGUCAAGAAGAAGCACCAACCAAGAGGAAAUGCUCUGAAAUCUAACAAGUUUCUUCACUGCAGACCCCAGAACUGCGAGGUGCCAUGGCGGUGUGUGCUCUAGCGAUGCUGGAGGAAGGCUUCGGAGACGAGGUGACUCUGAUCGGCGGUGUGUUCCUCCUCGUCCUUGCCAUGGUCCUUGCCUGGCUCUCGACGCAUGUGGCCGAGAACGGUGACCACAUGAUAGGCACCAUCAUCUCCGGCGUCGCCUCAGUGCCACUGGUUGGUCUGGGGAACUCUGAUCCCUACAGACGGGCGACAGCCAGCUCCGACCCCGUGGAGCCCCAGCCCCCCACACACUUAGUGGACAAGCCAGAGGAUGAGGCCUCCGGACUGGGCUCUGCAGGUGGGGGGGAGGACGCAUCCCUGGAGGAUGCCACCGGGCCAACUGGACCAGCUGUCAGCGCUGUAGACCAGCAUUUGGACAUUCAGGGUCUCCACAAACGGACCGUAGCACAGAGUCCUGCAUCCACUCCCAUUCCCUUCAGUCUGCCCUCAGAGGAGAGCCAGGACACGGAGAGGGGAAAGCACACAGGAGGAACGACAACAACAUCCUCCUCCUCCUCUGCCGCAGACAUCAAAGUGCGGCUGAAGUUUCUUAACGACACGGAGGAGCUGGCUACACUCAGGCCCCAGGACACCAUCGGCCUCCUGAAGAGCAAAUAUUUCUCUGGGAAGGAGCGUCAGAUCAAGUUGAUUUUCCAGGGCCAGUUGCUCAGAGAUGCCAGUCAGACGCUGCUUUCUCUAAACAUCACCCACAACAGUGUCAUCCACUGCCACAUCUCCCAGACCCCACCAUCAGAGGGCACUCUCUCAGAGGUGGAGCCCAGGUCUGGUGGGGUGUCCCUGGGCUCGCAGGCGGAGGGGAGGCUGGGUCCUGCAACUGGAUCUGGGGCGGUCACAGACGGAGGACUGGAUGUGAGCGUGGGUAGUCUGGUGGUGCCCAUGUUUGUGGUGAUGCUAGCGGUAAUCUGGUAUUGCCGCAUCAACUACAGACAGCUGUUCACUGCGCCGGCCACCGUAUCCCUAGUGGGGGUCACCCUCUUCUUCAGCGUCUUAAUCUUUGGCAUGUACGGACGCUGAGACACCCACGGGGUGCAUCACGGAGAGAAGCUAUGGUGGUGACAUUAAAGGGGUUGCCAGAUUGGAGCGAGGUGGGGAUCUGCUUGCCCUUGAGAGCAAGUAUGAGUCUUUUCAGGCAUGGCCGUGUUUUGUAUUUUUUAUGGCAUGUGAAGGACGGCAGCAUGUGUCCAGAGAGGGUAAUGUUAUUUAAAAAAAAAAAAAAAAAAUGAAAAAGGAACAGGCUUUUCUAAUGUGGACUUUGAAUAUUGAUUGUGUUGGAAUUCCUGCAGUCGAGGAACAAGUGCAACUUUACUCAUGAAACAUCUCAUAACUAAAUACCAGUGUUGGGUGAAACAGGGUCAUUACGGUCAUCAUCAGCUACAGUCUACGGCACUAACUUCUAAGACCCAUGUCAGUUAUGGCAACUUGCUUUGCAACCACUUCCUUAAAUUCAAGCUUCACUCUCGCUGUUUAGUGCGUGUAACAAGGAUGCCUUAAGGUAAUGGUGUAUGGGAAAAAUACUGUAAAAUGACAGGCAUACUCUGUCACACACAUAACCCGUUAGAAUUCUGAGAUAUCUCAGACACCAUAGUGCCAUACGAGGACGUUAACUUACAUGGUUUCCAUACUGUGUGUGGAGCUUAUUUCAUUAGAGUGAAAUCUUGUUGUCGCCUGUUGACUUUGUGUACUCAUUCUGAUGUGAUUAAAGACUGGAAAUCA
Molecule: messenger RNA, 1918 nt
Organism: Clupea harengus (Atlantic herring)
Lineage: Eukaryota; Metazoa; Chordata; Actinopteri; Clupeiformes; Clupeidae
Product: transmembrane and ubiquitin-like domain-containing protein 1
Biological process (GO): ERAD pathway
Molecular function (GO): protein binding
Source: RefSeq, a predicted model, not a curated record